AUCACUUAUUACGUCGCAUCAAAAAAUAUAUACGAAAAUUCACCAGAAGUUUAAAGUUUGAUUCAUCGGCUGAUACACUACGCGGAAGGUUUAGGUAAACUUCGAAAAAACCUCGAACUCUUGAAGACUACGGAUUCGGCGGUGCGGCUAACAAUUCGGCUCGACUGUUUUGACGUGCCGCACCGUGUAUCACAUGUUGCAGCAUCGCGAAAACGUAGUGAAGACCAUUCGAUUCGUGGGGGACGAGGAAUAUCCCGCCUCCAGGUACAUGCGCACUGACUACGUCGUCGGUUGAUUCGCUGGCGCGUCAUUAGCGGCAACCAGCCAGACGUAGCUCUCGAUGGUCAAGAGAGAACGCGGGCGCGAGGUGCCUGACCAAUCGCGAUGUGUCAUCUCUACAAUCCUAAAGUGAUCGUAUCUGAUACGAGAAAGUCCCUCUCUAUAGAAAGAUUUGAGAAUAUGUGGGCUUUUCUUUUUAUAAAAUUCAAUCCUUGCGAAGAUAUCGAUUGGAAAGUACACAUUAUACGAUCGUGCUCCUUGUCACCCGGCUGUUUGGAUCUGCUCGUUAUCAUUAUGUGGCUGGAUUUGUGCUGAUAACAUAGGCCGCGCACAGUUCUUGCCCGGGAUCGGACCUGGUCGUGCGAACCCGAACACCUGUCGACGACCACCAGGUAACGUGACAUCACGUCACGUGAGGAGCGAGCCGGCGAGCUGGCGAACACCGGAUCCACCCCCGACGACCCCGUGACGCGUCCUGACGGUAAUCGGUCUAAUCGACGUCCCGGAGACUUGUGUGCACAGGAAAAUGUGAUGUAAGAGUACUACUAUCUACCAACGUAUCUCGUAUCAAUCCUGAAGGGUUAACGAGCAUUUUCGCACGCGGAAACGCGGACGCUUCUUCCUCGCACGAAAGGGAGGCCGCCUCUCACGCACCGGAUUCGUCGCUGUACACCUCGGAACAGGACGGCAUCUAAAGAAGGCGGAGUCGAAACACACAAAAGUUAAGCAUCGAGUAGACUUUAAUGCCUGCGUUCGACGUGGCAAGCACUACCUUGCGAUUGAAGAAAGAGAAGUACGCUCAUGGAAAUAGGAUAGAGUGCAACUCGGCCCUACGAUGAAAACAUUCGUAAUGAGUCGAGCAGCAGAUACGAAAAAGUACUAAUAAAGAAACGAGAGAAAAAGAGAGAAGUCGCCAGCGAACGACGUACUCCAAGCAAUAGCUAUCACACCAGAGAAAGAGGCGGACAGGGGGCAGGAGGAGAGGAAGGGGACGGAGAGGCUUAAUCAUUUAGACUAUUUGCCCCCGUUGGAGCACGCCAGACCAUCUACAGCCCUUCAGUUCCCAGGCAGUCGGCAAAUUGCGGCUUACCGCGCCGGCACCGGUUUUUAUCCUCGCGCGCACCUCGUCCAGAAUAACAGAUCAACGAAGAAUACUGAAAGAAUGGAAGAAAAGGUCAACGCCAUAGUCGAUGAAAUUCUUGAUGAGGAUGAAGGAAACGAUUUUGAUGCGACGCAAUCUGAAAAUUGUCCAAGAGAUUGCAAAGAACCAGAUGAUACGCCUAAAGAAACAUCCCGGCGGUGCAAGUGCGGCGUGGAGAAUUCAACGAGAUUUUCGCUGCGCGUGUUGGAGGCGAUGCGGUCGUUGCAGCGCGACCUGGAUCAGCCGUCCACGUCCAGCGUCGACGACAUCGUCGAUUACAUCCGGGCGAAUUAUCGCCACGACGGCGACCUUUACGCCCAGGUGCGGACCGUGCUGAGACAGGUCUGUUCUCAAGGAUUCGUCAUGGAAUUAUUGGGUAAUGAGUACCACUUGAUUGGUCCUGUCGUUAGUUCGACAAAGCCGAAUGGCUGUUCCUGGAAUUGCAAAGGUCGUACAACAGUGAUAGACGAUACAUCACGAAAAUGGAAUGGUCUCGAUGAUCGCAGAAACAAUGAAUGCGGUUGCGAGCGAUUUCCUAGGAGAAAUGGACCAUCGCGGGGUUCAAGAUUUAUUGUCGAUCGCGACAAAAAUUCAAUAGGAGAACCGAGAUUUCAUUCAACCGAAAUAGCACCUGAUGAAAGAAAUGAAUUUGAUACUGAAGAAGUAUUAUCCUCUUGUGAUUGUAAUGGUACUUCGGAUAUUCGAGAUGAUCAACGUGACAUCACCAGAAUACGCGAGAUACAACGACGUGAUGAACAGGUAGAGCCGGUUCCUGGACCUUCUAGAGAUUUUGUGAGAUUAGUUUCAGCGAGAAAUGCGAAAGAAGCGCGAUUAGAGGAUCGAAGAGUGCAACGCGCGAUUGAAAAUGACGAAGAUACUACUACGAAGGAGGAGGAAGAUAUAGAUUGCGCUUGCGAUACCAACGGGGUGACCCAGGUUACUCGAAAUGAGCAUUCGAGGAGACGACCUCGCGAUCGUGUUCGCGUAAUCAAGGACCAACGCAAUGGACGUCGUCGCGAAAACGGCGAAGAAGAAGAAGAUGAAGAAAGAGUGGAAGAGGAAGACGAAGACACAGAAGAUAGUGUAUACAGGGAACUGAGGGCGCGAAGUCCUCGCAGGAGGACUACAGCACGCGAACGAGAGUUGAAAAGGUGGAUCCGACGCUGUCGUCAAGAGUGCGAACGACGAAGAAGAGCACGAUAAUCGCAAAUCAAAGUUAAGUGCUCUUUAUAUAUUUCUAAGAACUUGACAAAUUUUGAUCUAAACGAUUAUAAUUUCUUAAUAUGUGCAUGUGUAAGAGUUACUUUUCAUAAAUUUU
This is a messenger RNA of Nylanderia fulva, 2738 nucleotides long. RefSeq lists its product as uncharacterized. The record is from RefSeq and is a predicted model, not a curated record. NCBI's taxonomy places the organism in Eukaryota, Metazoa, Arthropoda, Insecta, Hymenoptera, Formicidae.